AAGAACGGCCUUGCCGCCCCAAAGUAUCUCACAAAUGUAUCUCUCACAUGUAUCUCGGCCUCGCGGAAGGAAACAACAGACAACGGAAAGAAAAAUAGUGUCGAGUUUUGUUUCUGAACUCAGAAAAGUCCGUUGAUAUAUCCCACAAAAAUAUCCAUUGAUAUAUUGGCAAACGAAAUAUAUUAUCAAACAAAAAAAUAUAUACAUAUACCAAUUGAACAUACCUACAGCGCGCUUUGAUAUCGCUCCACCGCUGUCGUCGUCAGGUUGUUGGGGCUCCACCACGCACACGUUUAGAAUCGGUGUAUCGGAACGGGCCGUUCGUUCGGUCUCCACACACUCAUACAGCUGCAGCGAUACAUACAUACACACGGUUGUGAUUUGGCGCGGACCUGUAUGCGUGAUGAAUGUGAAGCCUACAACAAAAUAAAAGAAAUCAGAGUAAAAGAAAACAGAAUACAAAACACACAGAAAACAGUGAAACAGUAAAACAUUGAAUAUUCCAUUUUUGUUAAGUUCUUAAAUGAAACAAAACUAAAGUCUCUUUUGGAUUUCCCGUAUUUUUUUUCGUGUGUGUGAGUGUGUUUGUGUGCGGAAGCAAACCAGAAAGGGGAACAGCAACAAAAGCAAAGCAGCAGAAGAAGAAGAAAGAACCAGAAAGAAAGAAAAAAAUGUGCGGCAGUUCGAAGAAGAAGCCAAAGCAGAUGAUGUAAACUUUGUUGUAACCAAAACUUGGACAGAGAGCGGGAAAGCGAAAGAGAGAGAGAGAGAGAGAGUGAGAAACGAACUCUAGAAAAGAACACUCAGACGGAUUUGUCUUCCCCCCACCUACUACUACUGCACCUACUACUCCUCCAUCGACUUCAAUUUUUUUUUGUGAGAGUGCAAGUGUGUGAGAAAGAGAGCUUUCUACAAUGCCAGAAACGGAGCACGAAAGCUGCAGCAAAGAGUGGCUCCAGGUCCAGCUGCGCUCUCUGGACGCCAAGGAGCUGAUCCUGCUCGACUGCCGCGGCUCCCACGAGUACAGCGAAUCGCAUAUCCGUGGCGCCGUCAAUCUGUGCAUUCCCAGCAUUGUGCUGCGGCGCCUGGCCACCGGCAAGAUCGAUCUGGCCUCCACCAUCAAGUCGCCGGAUCUGAAGGAUCGCAUCCAGACGGGCUACAAGCUCUGCCUCUUCAUUCUCUACAACGGCGAGGGCGUGGCCGGACAGCAGGAUGUGGCCGGAGCCGGGAUGGGGGCCAACGAUUCGAUUAUCAAUAUCUUGCACCGCCGCCUCAAGCAGGACGGAUGUCGCGUGGUCGCACUGCAAGAUGGCUUUUCCAGUUUUCGCUUAGCAUUUCCGGAAUGGUGCGAGGAUGACAGCCAGGCGCAGAACAAAGAGAUGGAAUCUAGUCGCAAUGUCCAGACCGAUCAGUUAAUGGGCCUCAGAUCCCUACGCAUUUCCACACCGCAUUCCGAUUCCGCCUGCAGCAGUUCGGCCGAGUCCUCGGACUGUGAGAGCACCACCCAUCAUCAUCAUCACCAUCAUCAUCAUCAUCAUAGCUAUAAUGAGGCGCCCGUGGAGAUAAUACCAGGCCUUCUGUUCCUGGGCAAUGUCACCCACAGCGGCGACUCGAAGGCAUUGCAAAAGUACAACAUUAAGUAUGUGUUGAAUGUGACACCGGAUUUGCCGAACGAGUUUGAAAAAUCGGGCAUCAUCAAGUAUCUGCAAAUACCGAUUACCGAUCAUUAUUCACAGGACUUGGCCAUGCAUUUCCCAGAUGCCAUACAGUUUAUAGAGGAAGCGCGCUCUGCGAACUCGGCGGUGCUGGUCCACUGCCUGGCUGGCGUUUCGCGCUCGGUGACCGUGACGCUCGCCUAUUUGAUGCACACGCGCGGCCUCAGCCUCAACGACGCCUUCAUGAUGGUGCGCGACAGGAAGCCGGAUGUCUCGCCCAAUUUCCAUUUCAUGCAGCAGCUGCAGUCCUUUGAAAGUCAGCUGCGACUCAGUCCUGGCGAUGGCCAGCCCAUGGACGAGGGCAACUGCGGCGGCAUGAUGGGUGGCAUGGGGGGACCCCCGGUGGGCUUGGGCCUGGCUCCCGUUGGCAGCUCUGUCUCGAAUUCGGUAUUGAUGGCCAAUCCCAGUGUGGUUGCCUCCCGUUGCGGCGGUCGCGGCUCCAAGUUCUCGUGCAACUGCAUUGCUGCCGACUGCAAGUGCAUGCAGACCGGCGGCUUUAUGGCUGCCCAUUUGGCCAAGGCCACUGGUGUAUCGCCGGACUCGGGCAUUGAGUUUGAUCGCUGGACACCAUCCUCGGACACGGGUCUCAAAUGAGACCAGCUGCUGGGUGGGAAGAGUUUUGUGCUGCCGCCAAGUCAGGAGAUUCUAUUAGGAGGAGCAGGAGCAGGAGCAGGAGCCGUUGCAGCCACAUCGCCACCGCCAUGCUGCAUCUAUCUGUCGGCCAGCGACAACAUGUCGCCGGCCAGCACCACCAGCUCAUCCACAUCGACCACAACCACCGCGGAGGCGGUGUCUGUGGUGGAGGUGGUGCAGCGGGACGAUCAGAUGCAGCUGGAAAUGAUGGCCGACGAGGAGCAGCUACAGGAGGAACAAGAUGCUGCACAAGAUGCUGCUCCUAAUGGGAAUGCGUUCUAGGAUGCGUUCUUGACGAAAAGAAAAUAGACAAAGCGUUUUCCUACACACACACACACACACCUACAAACACAUACAUAUGAGCAGCCUAUAUAAAUGGGGGUAAACUCCUUCAAAUGCCACUUGGAUACGAAAUAAAAACAAAGAAUAUCUCCCCGUCUUUGACGACAUUGAAGCAUCCAAGUGAAAGAAUACCCAUAAAAAAUAACUAGAAUUAAUAUUAAUAAUAUACGUAUAUAUUAAUAAUAAAUUUAAUAUUUGGUACAUUUCUAAGGUCUAAAUGCAGCAAAAUAAUGUCUUGCAACAAACAAACAAAAUCCAAUGUUAUCCACACAACACACACACAAACACAGACACACAGAAAGAGUAAAAAAUAUAUAAAAUAUAUUUAUAUAUGUAUACUAUACACCCCACCCCCACCCCAUUGUACAUGUUUGUAUUUAACUCCUAAGCCAAGUCAAAA
Drosophila pseudoobscura is the source of this 3090-nucleotide messenger RNA. RefSeq names its product Mitogen-activated protein kinase phosphatase 3 (gene Mkp3). The transcript has 5 exons. Gene Ontology annotation, molecular function: MAP kinase tyrosine/serine/threonine phosphatase activity; MAP kinase tyrosine phosphatase activity; protein tyrosine/threonine phosphatase activity. Gene Ontology annotation, cellular component: cytoplasm; cytosol. The coding region runs from base 915 to 2309 and encodes 464 amino acids. Gene Ontology annotation, biological process: negative regulation of MAPK cascade; protein dephosphorylation. NCBI's taxonomy places the organism in Eukaryota, Metazoa, Arthropoda, Insecta, Diptera, Drosophilidae. The record is from RefSeq and is a predicted model, not a curated record.